This is a messenger RNA of Ectocarpus sp. CCAP 1310/34, 3045 nucleotides long. Lineage: Eukaryota; Phaeophyceae; Ectocarpales; Ectocarpaceae. The record is from the annotation of a GenBank genome assembly.
AUGUCUUCGGGUUCCCACAACUCCGCGUUGAAAUUGAAGCGAACAUCUCGCAUGUCAGUUGCAUCACUUGACACCACGUGAACCUUAUAUUCUUCAUUCGGAAUAAGCCUUGCAUCGUCCAUACUAACAACCUCCAAGGGUUCACCACCCUCACCCAACAGGUCAUUGUACUUCAACAAAAAUGCAGCAUCCUCCACCCGUCUCAAAGGAAUUUCCGAUUUGCCUGCACUUACAAGUGCUUCUUGAGGGAACCAUUUAUCCUUGAAUUUUACGCGGUAUGUUCCUUCUGUCGCUUCACUGCCGUCAGGGUUGGUCAAUUCAACUUGUACCCAUGACAUUUUAUUUGGCAACCACCUUUUCUUUCCCACACACCUUACUACCACCUUCCCACUUCCCUCGUGUUCGAUCAUUCACACUGCAUUGUCAACCCAAUUUGCAAAUUUUUGGUCAACUGCUGCUCCUUUUCCUUCAUUUGUUUCGACGGUUACUAUUGUUUCGUCAUCCGUUACAUCCCUGUAUUUUCGAACAGGAAAAUGAGACCAACUAUCUCGUCCCAAUAAAACGUCCACGUCCAUAACACCAUCCGGGACCACAUGCGCCAGCACAGCUAAACAUGCAGUAGGUGAUCCAAUAUUCUUGGGUGCUUGUUUUCCCCCUUUCCACAAUUGUACGUUUAACCUCGCUUGUUGUGUGGUGCAUCGUCGUUGCUUGAACCCCCGCGAACACUUGAACUCUUGUGGUGUGGCGCGCGUCUAAUGUGACAUCCCCCCCUAUCGCACUCGUGAAGGGAGACAAGUGCUCUGCUGGUUCUCCUGCGGGUUUGCACAUGAUGAUGUUUGCACACCACCAAGACCAGAAAUAUCUUGCGGGUCGCUAGUCCGCACGUUACUCCUGCCCGAAUGGCGCAAUUCCGUCAACGCGUCUUUCAUCGCCACGGGCUUAGUAGACGGUACCACAGAUUCCGAAUCCACACCGUUUCCGGGGUAAUUACUUCCAUUACUGUUAAAAAUUCCAAAGGCCCCUAUGUUACCACCCUCACCAUUGUUAGACGGAUAGCAUCCCCGUCCCUGGAUCAUGACUCGUGAUGUGCUUCAUUCGUCCGUCCAUACCCUGAAACUCUCUCGGUCUUGGAAUAACGUCGUCAUUCUUGACCUCAGUCCCUUUGUUUUCUUCAUUUUUCCUGUUCUCUGGACAAGGUGGGUUUAACGGCCAACGUGCUACCGGAAAGGCGACCGAAUUCUUACCGUUGCACCUUCAACCGUGUUUUUUAAGCUAUUCAUGCCAGCCUCUGAGCCGCUUUAACCAUUUCGACCAUCUUUCUUUGACCAAUUGCGGCGGUCCCUGGCCCAAAUCCGGGUUGAGCAUGUUCGAUUUGUUUAUGAAAGGGUGUGUGCACUCUCGCACGAAGUGUGACUGAUCGCCGCAGUUCAAACACUUUAACCCGUAGGCUUGUCUUGCCUUAUCUUGUUCUUUUCGGCUGUCAAACCGUGAAUAGAAAGGGAUGUAAGAUUCAUCACCCUUCCCUUUUUCCCAUUGUGUUGCCACAUAAUGCACUUUUUUUAAUUAUUUUUCUUCAUCUUCCAUUUCCUCAUGAAUAUUCAUCGCUCUUGCCCCCUGAGAGGGCUGUUUGCCAUACAUCCUUCCUGCGCUUGCUGCACUCGCAUAAGACGUCGUUCCUGCGCUAGCAUUCCCUCCCCCUUGUCCCGCCCUUUUUGUUUGCACACUUAUGACAUUUCGUUUCACCGCCGUAGCUUCAGUCGUAUUCCAUGCCAAAACUUCUAGUGCAUCCAUUAAGUCCCGAAUACUGUCAUACGGUACAGCCAUCAGGUCUCUCCCCUUAAAUACAUUCACCGCGAUAUUACUAUAUUGGUCGCAGACACUGUCACUCACUGCUAGCUGCAACACAUUGUCUUGCGCACUCUCAUGGCCGACACUCAUAGCAUUCUGCACCAAGGCCCUUAAAGUAUUCAUAUAUUCUGAGAAUGGUGUUCCUGCAUCCACUUCCAAGUUCUGCAAAGCAAACACCACAUGUUGCGGCGUCGCCAUGCUAAGCGUCCGGGUUAGCACCCUUACCAAAAGUUGAGCGCUUCUCUUCCUGCCAUCCCAUUGUCCAACUGUUGCCUGGUUUGGCUGAAGGACGAGGUGAUCUUCGCCUUUAGAUCUAACCCCUGCGCGUUAGGAAGGCGCGAAGACACGGAAUUCAAUACAUGUUUUUCAAGUGCAAUGUCCCAUCCUCGCACCCAAUCUGACGAUUUCGAAUUAUCUCCUGCCCCCAACCUCAAUUCUUCCACGUUUUUAACCAGAGUGGAUGACAAGGAAACAGUUUCAGCAACACUCAUGCGCUGGCCAGCUAGAAGCGGCAACCUCAUCAGAUUAGCUGUGGAAUACGUGGCAUAUUUUUGUCUGAUUGCCGUCACUUGUUCCUUUGAUAGUCUUUCAUCAGAACUUUCUUCUUUUGCCUCCGUUGAAUUCUCUAGCUCCACUGCGUUGUUAGGUACAGAGGAUGGUUCUGUCACACUCGGCUGCACAGUUUGAGGCGCGUCUAUCACCGCUGGGGAAACCGCUGCUGUCACUGGGGCGUCUACUGCCCUCGGAGACUCCACCCUUGUGAAAGUGACCACAGGAGGUUUGUUGCUUCCACCAUAGGAGGUUGUUCCAUACCAGAGUUUAUUUCUCUCGCCUCCAUGUACCUAUGGUUCGCUGGUUUUGCCGCAAUACAUCGGAAUGCCAUAUCCAUAGCCAUAGCUGUCGACAUACCUGCCAUUUUGCCAGUGCGACGGCGGCUGUCCUUGGGGUGUGUGGAAUGGUCCUUGAGGGUACAUCAUUCCUUGGGGCGGACCUCCCUGGUAUCCAUCUUGGUAUCCCUGGACCGGGUACUCCCCCGACCCACCUCCACCAAAUCCACCUCCCAUUCCACCAUCCAUUCCUCCUUGUCCCAUCCAUCCUUCAUUCCUUUCCCUGUAUCCUCCUCUCUGAAAGUGUCCUUGCCCCCUUCCCUUGCCCCUGGGAGAGAACCUCCCCCUUCCCCUUCCUCCUCUUCCACCU